Sporothrix schenckii 1099-18 is the source of this 396-nucleotide messenger RNA. RefSeq lists its product as uncharacterized. The record is from RefSeq and is a predicted model, not a curated record. Bases 1 to 396 code for a protein of 131 amino acids. The transcript has a single exon. Lineage: Eukaryota; Fungi; Ascomycota; Sordariomycetes; Ophiostomatales; Ophiostomataceae.
AUGCUCAAGACUCAAUUGACGGCCGCGUCAUGGACAUGUCGCGAGAGUGUCGCCACCGGUUCGCAUCGCAGGUGCGAUUUACAGAGUCCGAAUACAAGAAUUGUGGCAAACACCGGCAAAACGAAACGCAGAUGGAGCGUAGAAUGCAUUUCGCAUCAUCACGGGAACAGUGACCAGUUUUCCGUACACGGCCAGUCGAAGGGCAGUUUGAGGAGAGAAACAGAGAAACACCCGUGCGCAACACUGCCCAGAAGGUUGAGGGCCAAACUGUCAGAAGGUCGGGGAUUGGAACGUGACGGCCAGGGAGACAGGCGAGCCAAGAUGUCGACCAUUUCGAAACAAGCAGUGCACUCGAUUCGCGACAACAGGAGAUGGCACGGCGGCAAAGUCACGUAA